AUGAACUACAAUUCCCAGCAUGCUGCAGGAGCACAAUGUUUAGCGUUGCAGAGAAGACUCCAACUCCCAGAGUGCCCCCGGCCUACCCAGCUCCUGUCUGCACGGGGUCAAAGUAGCCCAGCCUCUCGGAUCUCCCGCACUCCCGGAAGAGAGUGUCCACCGCUCCUGCGGGAGAGGAAGGCGAGUUUCGCAGCCAUGCUCCGCAGACUGGCCCGGACCGUGGUCCCGGGGCUCAAGGUGCCCUGGGCGCGGUGGUCUAGGAACUGGGCGGGGGUCCCAGACCAGGUGGUAGACCUGCGCAGCGACACGGUGACCCGUCCAGGGCCGGCCAUGAGGCGCGCCAUGGCCGAGGCGGUCGUGGGAGACGACGAUUACGGCGAAGACCCCACGGUCCUCGAACUGCAGGAGAAGGCUGCGAAGCUGCUUGGGGUGGAGCAGACCCUGUUUGUGCCAACCAACACCAUGGCCAACCUCAUCUCUGUGAUGGGUCACUGCCGGCGCCGGGGCUCCCAGGUCCUCCUUGGGCAGGAAUGCCACCUCCACGUCUAUGAGCAGGGCGGGGUGGCUCAGAUCGCCGGGGUGCAUUCCCAGCCUCUCCCAGACAUGCCCCAUGGCACCUUGGACCUGAACGAGCUGGAGAGGGCACUCACUCGGGGUUUCAGGAACUCCUACCAUCCAGUCUGUGAGCUUGUGUGUCUGGAGAACACACACAGCAGCGCAGGGGGCCGGGUCCUCCCCAUUGACUACCUCCGCCAGGUGUGCCUCCUGGCCCACACCUACGGAGCACGGGUUCACCUGGAUGGGGCGCGGCUGAUGAACGCAGCUGUGGCUCUGCGCGUGCCCCCUGCCCGCCUCGUGGAGCACUGUGACUCUGUGUCCUUCUGCUUCUCUAAGGGUCUUGGUGCACCAGUCGGGGCGCUGGUCGGUGGAGCCAAAGGCUUCAUUGAGGAAGCCUGGCGCCUCCGCAAAGCCCUGGGUGGAGGCAUGCGCCAGGCUGGAGUACUGGCUGCGGCUGCCAUGGUGGGACUGGCUGAGGCAGAGGAGGUGCUGCCAAGGGAUCACGAGAAUGCCCGGAUAUUCGCUAAAGGACUCCGGGACCUGGCAUCACCCAUUUGCUUUGUGGAUCCUGACACUGUGGAGACCAACAUGGUGCUGGUGCAGGUGGCGGGGCUGCCUCCUGCAGAGCUGUGCCAGCGCCUACAGGCUGUGAGCAUUGAGGAGGUGUCUCAGACUGGCCGUGCUGUGAGCGUGCUGCUCUUUCCCUGGACAGAACACUCUGUGCGGACCGUGUGGCACCGGGAUGUGUCUGCUCAGGACACGGAACUGGCGCUAAGGAAGUGGGAGUUUGUGCUGAGGCAGCUGAGGCCCUGAGGUCCGGGAACCAGGAACCCUGUGCCCUGGCUAGGAUUGAAGUGUGGAGUAAACUGGUCCAAGCUAUUAGCCUA
Molecule: messenger RNA, 1445 nt
Organism: Arvicola amphibius (Eurasian water vole)
Lineage: Eukaryota; Metazoa; Chordata; Mammalia; Rodentia; Cricetidae
Product: probable low-specificity L-threonine aldolase 2
Exons: 7
Coding region: 1-1371 (456 amino acids)
Biological process (GO): glycine biosynthetic process; L-threonine catabolic process
Cellular component (GO): cytosol
Molecular function (GO): L-allo-threonine aldolase activity
Source: RefSeq, a predicted model, not a curated record